Messenger RNA from Nasonia vitripennis (jewel wasp), 1611 nucleotides. RefSeq lists its product as uncharacterized. The transcript is spliced from 2 exons. The record is from RefSeq and is a predicted model, not a curated record. NCBI's taxonomy places the organism in Eukaryota, Metazoa, Arthropoda, Insecta, Hymenoptera, Pteromalidae. The coding region runs from base 342 to 920 and encodes 192 amino acids.
AAAAAAAAAAAAAAAAAAUGGAAGACAUUUAGCAACCCAUAGAGACAAGAAAGCUGUACAAGAAUUUUUGAACUUACCACGUGGAUCAAGCCAGCGAAAAAAAAAUUAUUGAGCUAAUUAGAACAAGGGGUGAUUUUUUGCACAAUUCACAAGAAAUAUACAACUCUGGAACCUUGAUAGUAUCAAGAUGACCAAAUGAAAAACGUCAAAAAGACGCUGAUGGUUAUAAUGCUUGUCCGCAGUGUGCCAAAUAUUUAAAGAAUCGUUCAGCUUACAUUCACAUAAGAAAUUGUAAAGACGAAGAAGAUAAUUCGAUAAAAAAUUCACGUACAUAUCGAGUAAUGGUUAGACAAGUUAUGGGCAGAAUUCACAGUGAAGCGUCAGGUGUAUUAAGAAACGUUGUAUUUCCUGUUUUAAGAGAAGACAAUAUUACGAAAUGUAUAAGAUAUGACAAACUGAUUAUUUUAUACGGUAACAAAUUGUGUACAAAGUACAAACCGCAAUAUCAGCAUGAUAUGAUCCGAAAUCGACUUAGAACUUUAGGAAGAUUUCUUACUCGGUACUAUGAUGAUUGUGUAAAAGCAAUUUAUGCAGUUGCUAAUUAUGAUAAGCGAGGCGUCUUUAACAGUUCCUACACAUCAUUCCAAUUAGGAACGUUGCUAAAGCAAGUUGCUUUAACGUUGCGAAGUCAACUCAUUAAAGAAAACAAGCUUAAACAGAAAAAAAUAGUCGACUAUUUCUUAGAACUAAGAGAGGACAAUAUAGCGUACGAUGUCAAUAAAACAGUAGAGGAGUCACAAAUUCUAAGAAAAUGUACACAAUCAGAAGAUGUUCUACCGAGUGUAGAAGAGAUUCGUAGAGUUGCUUUGCACAUACAAGGCGUGAGAAAUGAAAGUUUAGCAGCUUUAAAGGAGUCAUAAUCUGAUAAUGAUUACAGAUUGUUGUCUGAAAGUAUUCUUUUACAAAUAAUGAUGUUUAAUCGGAAAAGAGCAGGUGAUAUUGAAAGGAUUACAUUAGAUAAUUUGAAUACAAAAUAUAAUAUUACCGAAGAAAGUGAUCCAGACCUUUUCAAAAAAUUUACUACAGCAUCGCGAGAGACAGUAUCAAAAUACGUUCGAUAUUCGAUGAGAGGAAAGAAGGGUAGAUUAGUGCCUUGCAUAGUCACAAAUGAAAUGCAAGAGUGUAUUGAUUACCUGAAGGAUAACAGACAUUUGUUUAGCUUAACACCAGAGUUAAAAAUCAUCUUAAAGUUAGAGGAACUUUUCUUAGGAAGCACUUAGCCACUUUCUGCUCUGCGGAAUUGUCAGAUCAAGAAGUUUCGAGUCUUGCUAAAUUUAUGGGACACAAAGAUAGCAUACAUAGAGAUUUUUACAGGUUGCCUGACAAAUUAAGAGAUCUUAUGGAAAUUUCCCAAUACCUUGAAAAAGCCCAAGGUAAUCUUCCCGAUGAGAGUAAAAUAUGGCACGAUGACAAUUAAUCUACUAGUACAACAAAGACAUCAGGUACUCAUACUAAUUCAAAAUCUAAUAAGAAACAGCAAUUAAGCAAAAUUGAAGAACAUGAUGAACCUAACGAAGAGACUAUGGAAUCGGAUAUUAAACAUCAAAGGAG